UUUUGCAUUAUUGAGAAUGUGUGAAUGAAUUUAGUAAUGUCUAUAUUUCCUCUUUUAUUUUAGUCCAGGAGUUAAUCACUGUCAAUCCAAAAGACUACAAUGUGAUAUUAAUGUUUAUACAGUCGGUAAUAUACAGCCUGCGAAAUUUAACUGAAAUAUAUGUGAUCUAUCAGAAGUUCUGUCUGAAGCAGUGGAAGGAGCAAAAAGAAAAUGAUCCAGCUGUACAACACAUCAUCUGUUUUGGUGCUACGUGGCUUAAAUCUCUCCACCGAGGUCGUCUUUCCUGCAUUUCUUUUUGCGUCUCUGAGCUACAUGAUCAUCUUUUUCUGUAACCUCAUCCUGAUCCUCACCAUCGUACUGAACAAAUCUCUGCAUCACCCCAUGUAUCUGAUCCUGCUGAACCUUCCUAUCCAUGACCUCAUAGGGGCCUCGGCUUUCUUCCCACAGUUCAUUAAGCAAAUCCUGACAGACAGCAGGACGAUGCAAUACUCCACCUGUGUGGCCCAGGCUUUUUUUAUCCACAUCUAUGCAGGAGGGACAGUGUUCACGCUGACUGCAAUGGCCUACGAUCGAUACAUUGCCAUAUGCUGUCCUCUGAAAUACAACUCAGUAAUGACUAAUGCUCACGUCAUGAGACUGAUCACAGGUGUGUGGGUGUGUAGUUUAGUCACUAUAGGUUUGCUUUUCAUUCUGCUGUUGCGUUUACCGCGCUGUCGGUAUGAACUCACACUUUCUUACUGUGACAAUCCCAGUCUGCUGUCUCUGGUCUGUGCUGACACCACCAUCAACAACAUCUAUGGGCUGUUCUUAGUGGCUAUCUCACAGGUGAUCGCUAACGGGAUGAUUUUGUACACAUAUCUGCAGAUUCUUGUUGCAUGUUUCAGAUCCAAAGGUACAGACACAAAAGCGAAAGCUCUGCAGACGUGUGCAACACAUCUGGCUGUGUUUCUCCUGCUGGAAUGUCUGGGUCUUUUUACAAUCAUAUCGUACAGAAUAAAAAGCAUUUCACCUCAUCUCAGGAGGUUUUUAGGGAUGUGCACUCUAAUUUUCCCACCAACAUUGAAUCCAAUCAUCUAUGGACUGAGAACUCAAGAAAUUAGAGAAAAACUCGUACACUUCAUCAAAAACAAAAUCCUCCCAUCUGGUGCGUUAUAACAGCAAGCUCAAACUUGCAACAUGCAAGUAUCUGCAUGUAAAUCUCUAUUCUUUAUCUUUUAUUCUCACUUUCAAAGUAUGCAUGUGUGAAACUACAGUGCAGUAUGCUUUAAAGAGUACUUCUUUUAACCUUACAGCCACUCCUAUAUUUGCCCCUUUUUCCUCCCAGCAAAGCAAAGUCAAAGUGUUUUACAGUUUUGUUUUUCAGCAUUUUAAUUUAGAGCUCUGUUAAUAUCUGAACCUUCAAAAACGAGUUGAUCGGUUCAUUCAGUACAAAUUGUUGUCAAAAAUAACUGAAAUUUCUCAAAACCACAGCUUCCUUUGGCAGAUUUUUGUUUAUUAUGCAAAAUGUAAUUAUUCACAUGUGAAUCCAUUGUCUCAUUAACGUUUGCCACCCUGUAAAUACAUAUGGUAAUAUCUAAAUCUAAAGAUCAUCAAAUAUUGUACAUAUUAAUAUUUUUUAUUAAACAAAUAGUUUAAAGGGAGGUCUCGACCUGCCUGAAUGAAAAGUGUCCAGAGAUAACCUCUGUUGUGAUUUGGCACCAUAUAAAUUAAACAGACUUGUCUUGAUAUCAUGUUUUAUAACUUUUUCUUGUUUAAAUGGGAAACGCUCAAAAUGUUUUCUUUUCAAUGUAUGAAAAAAAAAGGCUCUGGUGUAUUUAUGAUGGAAUAAGAAAUGACAAGACUUCCUAAAACUGGAGUUUUACAUUUUCAUUUGAAACAGAAGACAUUCAAAUCAUUGUAUUGAGACUUUUAAGAUACCUUUAGUCCCUAACCUAGGUGGUUUGAUGUGGUGUGCAGUCAUGGUGACGAAAUGGUGAUAGUUCAAUAACACACAAAAGUCUAUAUCACAAAAAAAAGGGAAUCACACCUUCAUACUGUGUGUGUUCACAAAUUCAAAGCAGCAGAGGGCGCCAUCAGAACACCAACAUGCAAAAAGGAAAUCUUUGGCUUCUUGUGAGAUAUUCUGCCCUCUUGUGUCCUUUCAGGUUGUUUUAAGGGGAGGUGGAAGAUAAGUAACGCUUACAAGGUGCCAGUAUCAUCACCAUCAGUCAAACUGAAAAAAACAGCAUGAAAAUAUAAUUUAGUACAUUGACCCGUGCUUUUAUUAUAUUUCUUGGCAGUCGAGGAACUCUUCAAGUGUGUUAUGAAUCUUUUUAGCCAUGGAAGAUAGUCGAUGUGUUUUUGUAUUGUGUGAAUAUACUCUUGUCAUUCAACCCUCUACUUGUCCAAAAUACACAGAUUGAACCCGUUUCCUCCUAAUAAAUCUUAAGGCACUUAAAUAUGCUGCUUUAUCGUAACACAUGUCUUCA
Messenger RNA from Labrus mixtus (cuckoo wrasse), 2468 nucleotides. Its product is annotated as putative gustatory receptor clone PTE03. Lineage: Eukaryota; Metazoa; Chordata; Actinopteri; Labriformes; Labridae. Gene Ontology annotation, molecular function: G protein-coupled receptor activity; olfactory receptor activity. Gene Ontology annotation, cellular component: membrane. The coding region runs from base 211 to 1155 and encodes 314 amino acids. Gene Ontology annotation, biological process: G protein-coupled receptor signaling pathway. The transcript has 2 exons. The record is from RefSeq and is a predicted model, not a curated record.